Molecule: messenger RNA, 3680 nt
Organism: Synchiropus splendidus (mandarinfish)
Lineage: Eukaryota; Metazoa; Chordata; Actinopteri; Syngnathiformes; Callionymidae
Gene: rap1gds1
Product: RAP1, GTP-GDP dissociation stimulator 1
Exons: 15
Coding region: 239-2062 (607 amino acids)
Biological process (GO): positive regulation of GTPase activity
Cellular component (GO): cytosol
Molecular function (GO): guanyl-nucleotide exchange factor activity; protein binding
Source: RefSeq, a predicted model, not a curated record
CGGGUCGCUCUACUCGAACACUCACACCCCCCGCGGGACUGACCGAGGCGUCCGCAGGUUGCCGCCGCUACGCCCGCUAGCCUCCCCGCGUCCAGCUAGCUGGCUAAUCCCGGCUCUUCCUGACACCGCGCAUCUGAACUGCGGCGGCUCGACCGUGGGACGUGUGGCUGCCACGACUCGCUGCCCGGCUGCUGUGGACGCUUCCUCGACCCUUUUUCUGGAGCACCACCCUGCUGAGAUGGAUAAUUUGAGUGACGCGCUGGCGAAGCUGAAGCUGGUGUCCAAAGACAGCGCGGCUGACAGCGUGGAGAGUUGCCUGGACUGUCUGCUGAAGGCCCUGACCAGCAACAAUGCUGAAGCCAGUAUGAAGAUCCAGGAGAUGGGUGUCCUUCCUCAACUUCCUAAUCUUCUGAACCCCCAGUCUUCAUGCACUCCAAAAGUCGCCAAUAUUGUUGCUGAGCUCGCCAAAAAUGAGUUCAUGCGGAGCCCCUGUGUGGACGCUGGCCUCAUCCCUCCUCUCGUUCAGCUGCUGAACUCCAGCGACCAGGAGGUUCUGCUGCAGACCGGCCGCGCUCUUGGCAACAUCUGUUACGACAGUCAUGAGGGCAGGAGUGCAGUUGACCUGGCAGGAGGGGCUCAGAUAGUAGCUGAACACAUUAAAACCCUCUACCAAAAUACUGAGCCGGGAAAUGAGAAGCUCUUGACUGUCUUUUGUGGCAUGCUGAUGAACUAUAGCAAUGAUAAUGAUUCCCUUCAGGCACAGCUGAUCAACAUGGGUGUGAUUCCCACCCUGGUCAAGCUUCUGGGCAUCCACUCCCACAACACGGCCCUGACGGAAAUGUGUCUUAUCGCCUUUGGGAACCUGGCGGAGCUCGAGUCCAGCAAAGAACAAUUCGCUUCCACCAACAUUGCUGAGGAGUUGGUGCGUCUUUUCCAAAAGCAAACGGAGCAUGAGAAGAAGGAAAUGAUUUUCGAGGUUCUGGCUCCUCUCGCAGAGAACGAUGCCAUUAAGUUGCAGCUGGUGGAAGCAGGGCUGGUGGAGUGUCUCCUGCAGGUGGUGGCCCAGACUGUGGAAGGAGACCGAGAAGAGGACGUCACCCAACUCAAGACAGCUUCUGACCUCAUGGUCCUCCUGCUGCUGGGAGAUGAGUCCAUGCAGAAGCUCUUUGAAGGAGGCAAAGGCAGUGUCUUCCAGAGAGUCCUUUCCUGGAUACCGUCGCACAAUCACCAGCUCCAGCUGGCCGGAGCGCUGGCUAUUGCUAAUUUUGCACGCAACGAUGGGAACUGCAUCCACAUGGUGGACACUGGAAUUGUGCAGAAACUUCUCGAACUGUUGGACCGACACGUGGAAGAAGGGAACGUCACCGUUCAACACGCUGCUCUCAGUGCUCUGAGGAACCUCGCCAUUCCAGUGGUCAACAAGUCUAAGAUGCUGUCCGCAGGAGUGGUAGAUGUGGUUUUGAAGUUUCUCCAGUCCGAGAUGCCACCUGUUCAGUUUAAGCUGCUGGGGACGUUACGCAUGCUGAUUGACACACAAGCUGAAGCUGCCGUCCAGCUGGGAACCAACAACAAACUGGUGGAGAGGCUGGUGGAGUGGUGCGAGGCCAAAGAUCAUGCCGGAGUGAUGGGCGAGUCCAACCGACUGCUGUCGGCUCUCAUACGGCACAGCAAAUCGAAGGAGGUCGUCCGUGCCGUCAUACAAGGAAGCGGAGUCAAACACUUGGUCACUAUGGCAACCAGUGAGCACAUGAUCAUGCAGAAUGAAGCGCUGGUGGCGCUGGGCCUCAUCGCAACACUGGACUUGGCUGCAGCUGAAAAAGACUUUGUGGGGUCCAACCUGGUGUCAGUGCUUCACAAGCUGCUGUCAGAUGAGCGAAGUGCUCCGGAGAUCAAAUACAACUCCAUGAUUCUCAUCUGUGCAGUUAUGGGCUCUGAGCCCCUUCACAAGGAAGUGCAGAACUUGGCGUUCAUCGACGUGGUCUCCAAGCUGAGAGCUCACGAAAACAAGACGGUAUCACACCAGGCCUCGCUGACGGAGCAGAGGCUAACUGCCCAGAGCUGAAUGACUGUGUGGCCCCCACCCUCACCCACAUGCCUGCCUCCUCAUCGACUCCCACAUCCACAACCGCACCUCCGUCCGCGCCCCUUGUGCCUCAUCGUCCUGUGCCAAGGUGCCACGUCUUGUUAACUGCCAGACACAUCCUCCGCCCUGCCCCCUCAGAGACAGACCCAUGUGGAUUCUAGAACGGAUGAGGACGUUUUUAUCAAAGCUCGGUGGUCUCUGAUGGACCCGAGCACCACCUAGUUGCACCACCUCUUUUCUAAAAGCCAUAACGAUUCAUUUGGUGGACGUGCAGGGUCGGGCACAUCCGUCUGUCUCUAGUCACCCACUACUUGUGCAUGCAUCUUCUGCUACAAGUAGCAACUAGCCAACGCAAUAGAGAUGACACUAGUACGACCACCGCUGUGACGCCAUCCACCCCAAAACCCGCCCGUGCAGUGCAGAAAAGAACAAAAAAAAACAAAAACACUUCUCGUGGUCAUUUUUGAUAAAGGGCAGCCAUCACCGAUGUGUUCCAUGUAGCUUGAGUAUAAAUCGACUAGACUGCAUGUUUAUGUCCUGUCAACGGUGCCAGUGUUCCACAGCGUCAUGCAAAGAAGCACCGCACCUCUUUAAACUGAAGGCCAAAACUCUUUUAAUGAGUGCCAGACUUGCUCACCGUGACCUGUUUUAGGAUGCACCUCUAUCAAGUUCAGAUACAUGGAUAUUGAGGAUUUUAUUUUUUUGGUUGGAGACAAUCAGGCGACACAACUUGAAUUGAAACUUGCUAUGAAAACCACAUGCCCCUCUGGUUGAAGGGGUGACCUCAGAGAAGAGCAGCGAUCUUGCGUCUCAUCCUGUUUCAACAGGAGAACAUGCUGCGGUCACUGUCCGGAGCGAGAGUCAGGACAGACUACAGUCAGAACAAACCUGUUGUUUACUAUAAACCCUUUCUUCAACCUUGUAAUUUCCUCUCCAUUUUUUAUGCUUUCUUUUUAACAGAUUCUUUUUUCUUUCAGUAUUGUGCAGAGAUUUGGGUUUUGCGGAUCUUUUGAGCUCUGCAUUGAGGAAACCCCUUUCAUCUCAAAGUAUCUUUUUAGUUUUUAUACAAUGCCAAGAUUUCAACCUUAAUAUUCCUCAGCCGACUUGUUGGUUUGAGUAAUUCUUGUUGGGUCAACCACAGUCUUCAGCCACAACUGCACCCAAAAUUGAAAUUUUGCCUUGCAUUGGAUGAGCCAUUCCUCACCAACAAAAAAUUUUGUGUUGGAGGCGGAGCUCUGUGCCGAGAGGUGCACCGGGACAGGCUGUCGUUUGGGAAGUGGCCUGCACAGUGUGAGCAGAGCUGGUGGUCUGGCAAAACAAUCGAGUCUACUUCACACUGGAUUCUACUGCUAAUUCAGCCAAUCACGCGGCUCGGAUUUACUGUGUUCUUUUGUCCGGCCCACUUCUCCGUCUUGUUAAAAAAAAAAGAGUGAAUGGUUAUUUAUCAAAAUUGUGGUCAUCUACAGACAGUGGACAUGUUUCCAUAGUAACUAUGUAAAGAAAACUAUAAACCUAAGUGUUGUAAAUGUCAUGAGUUGUACAUUCGAAGGAUUGUAACGCAGCAGAUCAUUAAAGAUAAUAACUGAUGGCCUUGUUC